Messenger RNA from Amphimedon queenslandica, 1012 nucleotides. RefSeq names its product beta-hexosaminidase subunit alpha-like. The coding region runs from base 16 to 1008 and encodes 330 amino acids. Gene Ontology annotation, molecular function: beta-N-acetylhexosaminidase activity. NCBI's taxonomy places the organism in Eukaryota, Metazoa, Porifera, Demospongiae, Haplosclerida, Niphatidae. Gene Ontology annotation, cellular component: lysosome; membrane. The transcript is spliced from 9 exons. Gene Ontology annotation, biological process: carbohydrate metabolic process; glycosaminoglycan metabolic process; ganglioside catabolic process. The record is from RefSeq and is a predicted model, not a curated record.
AACUCAUAGUAAAAGAUGAUGCUUCCCUUAUAUUGUGUAGAUUAUUUAAAGGUUGCUGCUGAUGGUGCAUACAUAACAGCUACUACUGUAUUUGGAGCAAUGAGAGGACUUGAAACUUUUAGUCAACUCAUUUAUCACAGGCCAGAUGGAGGACUUGCUAUAAACGAAGUGACGGGACUCUAUGACCAACCAAGGUUUCAAUAUCGCGGGAUAUUGAUUGACACCUCCAGACACUUCGUUAAUCUCCACACAAUACUAACUCAUCUUGAUGCAAUGGUGUACAGCAAGUAUAAUAUACUCCAUUGGCAUAUUGUGGAUGAUCCUUCUUUUCCUUAUGAAUCAUACACCUUUCCUGACCUAGCUGCUAAGGGAGCAUUUGAUCAUGAGCACAUUUAUACACAAGAAGAUGUGAAGACUGUUAUUAAUUAUGCUUAUGAACGUGGCAUAAGAGUUAUACCUGAAUUCGAUACUCCAGGUCAUACUCAGUCUUGGGGUGCUGGACAGCCUGAUCUAUUGACUCCUUGUUAUGCCAAUGGCCAACCAAAUGGUGAAUAUGGUCCUGUUAAUCCAAUUCUAAACUCUACAUGGACAUUCUUGACUUCUCUUUAUCAAGAAAUUGAUAACGUUUUCCCUGACAAUUACAUUCAUUUGGGAGGAGAUGAGGUCUCAUUUACUUGCUGGGAAAGUAAUCCUGACAUACAAGCAUGGAUGAAGAAAAUGGGAUACACUGAUUAUGCUAAACUUGAGGAAUAUUAUGAAAACAAUUUGAUUGAUUUGGUCAAUAAACUGAAUAAGAGUUAUGUUGUGUGGCAAGAAAUAUUUGACAAUGGACUAAAGAUCAAAAUGGAUACAGUUAUUGAUGUGUGGAAGACAGGCUGGGAGAAAGAAAUGGAUGCUGUAACUAAAGCUGGUUAUAAAGUUAUCCUAUCAACCUGUUGGUAUCUGAACCGCAUUAGCUAUGGAGAAGACUGGAAAAGUGUGAGUAAUACAUGUUCUUGUGCUGCAUAGAAUA